Molecule: messenger RNA, 6386 nt
Organism: Felis catus (domestic cat)
Lineage: Eukaryota; Metazoa; Chordata; Mammalia; Carnivora; Felidae
Exons: 3
Coding region: 4065-5027 (320 amino acids)
Source: RefSeq, a predicted model, not a curated record
CCGAACCCCUGCCCAAGUUGUCUGUGUGCCAGAAAGGCUUUGACCUUCUCAAGUUAUUCUGGGGGGGCCUCCUCGUCCGCCACAGCGUGGCUGGCCCAUGUUCUAGAAUUAAAGUGGUUUCUAUCAGCCAAGGAGAGGCCACCUGUGGCCCACUGGGCCCCUCUGUCUGUGGCCCUGACACUGAGCGGGUCCUUCCCGGGGGUCGUUUUGUAACUGUGGGGACAGAGGCCCGUGACCAACAGGUGUCUCCCAGCUCACCUCACAGUGGAGGGCGGGGCCCCGGGCCGGCUCCCGAAGCCUCCUUCUUCCCCAGCGGGAUGCUGACGUCCCAGGAGCCCUCGGAGCAGCGGGAGACCGGCCACCCCGAGGAUGGCGGGGCCGGGCUCUCUGGGGAGGACGGCGGGGCCGAGGACAUGCUGGGCAUGAAUGGGGCUCUUCCUCGGUCUCACCUGCCUGUGUCCCCAGCCUGCCCCUGACACCGGCACUCGGAUUUCCCUGCCUCCUCUUGCAAGACCUUUCUGGUGAUGCUUUAACCUGGAGGUUGACACGCGUCUUCCCUCUAGGAGGGGCGUAUGGCUCUCCUUCCACAGCCUGGCGUCUCCGUAGACGAGAGGUAGAAUGGGGAGUUUAAGGAACUUCGGCUUCUCAGCUAAGUUCCUGAAUCCCAGGGAAGGCGUGAGGCUGUAAGAACUUGGUCAAACGAACAUGAGGAAGUUCCCGAGACUUAAAUCUUCCCCCUGGAGUCGCAAACCUUCCGCUUCUCUAUCCCCUGCUUCCUUCGAGCCCCCUCUGGGUCCCCUCCCGUGCUCACCCGUCCAGUGGCUGUGACCACACAGCGCAGGGCCGUGUUGUCCUCGGCAACCUCAUUUAUCUCCGAAACAGCCAUCAAAGCAGGACUCCGAGGAGAAGCUGGUAGGCUGGCUUUAAAACGCCAUGGCUUCUGCGAAUUUCUGCAGAGGUGACGGAAUACCUGUUGAAUACGACACGGGGUUUUGCUGUGCUCUCCGGAAUUCAGAGGUAUUGGCCGCGGGAGCUGGGGUGACUGUAUUUUGUGCGUGCCAGGCCGGUCCUGGGUGCGUGAGGCGCCCCACCGCCCUGGAUCCUCAUGGAUUGGCGAGAGGUGUUAGCAUGCCAAGUGAACAAUAGAGACAAGGGGUGUCUUUCUUACGGCCCCCAAGCAGCACCGGGCGGGCGCAGCCCCAAGUCUCGGGCUAUCUGACUCCCCAUUUGUCAGAUGGUGAUGAACUGAGAGUCCCGUGGGGACACAGACACGUGGGGACAGAGACACGGGGAGCUGACACUCAACACAGUCUCAGCCGGGCCCCAGGAGGGGUGCCCCAGGCCACCACGUGGUGGGGGACAGAGGACGUCCUCUAUCUAGCUGGAAACACUGGCUAAGAGGGUUAGGUGGUAUUUCCAAGCUUCUCUUCAAGAAGGAUCCAGACCGGGCCGUGCACCAGGGUAGAGCUCUUUCCAAGUCCCAGCCCCCGGCUGCCCGCAAACGGAGGGGUUGGCAGGGGUCCCGUGACCACGGUUCUCUGCUCACUUGUGUCUAACUUGGGCAGAUUGACACCUUCCUUCCUGAGCGCACUUGGAUCCUCACACACAAAGAUUCCCUUGUUAUGCCCAACAGACAGCAUCUUCACAGGCCUCACCUCUCAGAAUAACCAUCUGAGGCCAUUCUGUCAUCAUUUUGGAGAAGAGGAAACUGAGGCCCAGAGAGGUGAGGUGCCUUGUCUGAGGUCACACAGCAAGGAAGCGGUGAAGCCAGGAUUAUAACCUUUUCUGAAUCUUUUCAAAACACAUCCUUUUUAAAAAAAUUUUUUUUAAUUAUGUUUAUUUUGAGAGAGAGACAGAGUGCGAGCUGGGGAGGGGCAGAGAGAGGGAGACGCAGAAUCCGAAGCAGGUUCCAGGCUCCGAGCUGUCAGCACAGAGCCCCACCUGGGGCUCGAGUCCACGAACGUGAGAUCGCGACCUGAACCGAGGUCGGAUGCUCAACCGACUGAGCCACCCAGGCGCCCCCAGAGCACCAGCUCCUAACUCUUGCCUGCUGCCCCCUCAGGUGAGAUUAAGAAAGAAACGAAAGCGUCAUCUGCCUCUUUCGGCAAAGAACAGCAAUUCGCUAACCACCUUUAUCCGGUUAUAUUUUGCGGAAUGAGUCACAACAGACACUGCUUAACCAGAAGGGAUAAAGGCGUCAGAGUCGUAUUCAUCUCCUAGCUGUCGGAGGCCCUGACCUCUUUUCUAGAAGGUCUAGGCUAACGCCCGAAAGGGCUGGAGGGUUUUGUAGGAGAGGCCCCCCCCACCUGCGCAAACACCACAGUGAAGCCUGAGCCCUGUUCCCUCCCCUGUCUCUCCCCCCCACCCCCCCCGAUGGCACAGCGGCUCCAGCGGUAGGUGGCCUGGCUUCACGAGGAGUUCAGGAGCCAGGAGUCGCGGUCACCGCCAGCCCAGAGCCAGAUGGACACCCUCAGGCGACAGAACCUGGAGCUUCGGGACGGCCUGAGGGUGUCGGGGCUGCGGGGACCGCCAGCCGGGGGGCCGUUCGCAGCCGCCGUCUGCACAAGAAGGAAAUUGGCCACUCGUACCAGAAGGUUUUUUUGGUUUACUUAGAAGUGAUGUCACGGGAAAGGUGGCCGCAUUGUCGUUGGCGCUGGUGGUAACGCUCACCCUCCGGGAGGCGAGGGGCUGGCUGUCUGUUAACUCACGUCCGUAAAUGAAUGACGGACACGGGGACCCAGCCCCUGUCUGGUCUCCAGAGGCAUCUCGUGACACCUGGUAGGGCAGCAGCCCGCACUUCCUGGGGACCGUGACCGGACAGUGAGCCUGUGAGAUGCAUCCCGGUGCUGAUGCCCCCCGCGUCGUGUGGCUGCUGAGCCCCAGGGCCUGGGCGUACUUGCUUGUGAAUGUGUAAGUCUACAGUUCACGGAGUCAGGAUGUUUCAGCUCUGACACAGUAACACACACUCUCUCUCCCUCUCUUAUUUGGAGCUCACGUGCUGGGUGAAUUUCCACUGUGCGCAGUGCCACCCCCAGAAUGGUGCGGUGACGUGUAAGGACAGGACCCGUUCUGCAAAGCACGCCCGACUGAAAGAAAGCAGGACGGAUGUGGGACCCUCACUCUGGGUCCGUGCAGGCACCUGCUCGGGCAGGCACGGUUGUGGGGCCAGCGCAUCGAGCCGUCAGUGACACUCGUGAGCCCAGGACCGAUCAGCUGCCCUGGAAACGGGACAGAAGGCUGUCCAGCCCCGUCCCGUCGGCGUCCUCCCGCCAGAGGGCCGAGCGGUGAAUACAUAAAGUCACCACGUCCUGCCGGAAGGGCCCCGCUUUUCCAGAGUUUGCUUCAGAGCAGGGAGGCUUGAGAGUCUACGUUUCAAGUCCUCGAUCAAUUGUCAGUGGCGACGCUAACAACAGGGCCACGUUUUCUUCUUUGCUGAGUACUUUCCCAGUGGAAGACACAUCAUCCAAGGAGACAGACGUGGGUGGUGGUUAUUUUGUUGCUUUUGGGCACCUGGGAUACUUUGAAAGAGUGAACAACCGUGAGAGGCGACCACAGUUUGCGAUGCGCUGUGUUCUGCGAGAAUCUGCAACACGCUGUGGGGAGAAACCAGCUUGAGGCCCCCGCCUGCAGCCUUACUCUUCCCUAGCACACUGCAAUUGCUGUUGAGUGGUCGGUUCCACGUGGAAUUUACCUUCGAGUUGCUGUGCCUUCCAAGAUGUGAACAUUUCUCCUGAAUCAUCCUUGUGAUGAAUUGCCUUUUAGGUAUCGCAAUCUGCUCUGGGGAAAAUGUUGCCUCCGUCAGCUGAUGAAGAAAUAAUACUGAAGCACGCAGGCCGCAGAAGUCACAGUGCUACUGUCAUAGGACAAGGACAGUCCUCUAAACGUGGCCCUUCUUCCCAGGUGACCCUCAAUGUUUAUGACCUUUAGAAAUAGGCAGAAAAAAAAAAAAAAGAAAUAAGCAGAGACCCAGCACCCAAACCCAUGUAUCCCACCAGCAUCUCACUGGGAAAACCUGCCUCCCUGAAUGAGCAGUCCUUACUAACGUGGGGAUCCUCUCCUUGCGAAUGCAGGGAUCCAGUCCUUGCAAACUCAGAGAUCCAGUCUUUAUGAACUCAGGGGUUCAGUCCUUACAAACUCAAGGAUCCAGUCCUUGUAAACUCAGGGAUUCAGUCCUUACAAACUCAAGGAUCCAGUCAUUGCAAACUCAGAGAUCCAGUCUUUACAAACUCAGGGAAGGAAGGGAUCCAGUCCCUACAAACUCAGGGAUCCAGUCCUUGCAAACUCAGGAUCCAGUCUUUACAAACUCAGGGAAGGGAUCCAGUCCCUACAAACUCAAGGAUCCAGUCCUUGCAAACUCGGGAUCCAGUCCUUGCAAACUCAGGGAUCCAGUCCCCACAAACUCAGGGAUCCAAUCUCUGCAAACCCAAGGAUCCAGUCCUUGCAAACUCGGGAUUCAGUCCUUACAAACUCAAGGAUCCAGUCCUUGCAAACUCAGAGAUCCAGUCCCUACAAACUCAGGGAUCCAGUCCUUGCAAACUCAGGAUAUAGUCUUUAUGAACUCAGGGAUUCAGUCCUUACAAACUCAAGGAUCCAGUCCUUGUAAACUCAGGGAUCCAGUCUUUACAAACUCAGGGAUCCAGUCCUUGCAAACUCAGGAUCCAGUCUUUACAAACUCAGGGAAGGGAUCCAGUCCCUACAAACUCAAGGAUCCAGUCCUUGCAAACUCAGGAUCCGGUCCUUGCAAACUCAGGGAUCCAGUCCUUGCAAACUCAGAGAUCCAGUCCCUACAAACUCAGGGAUCCAAUAUCUGCAAACUUGGGAUCCAGUCCUUGCAAACUCAAGGAUCCAGUCCUUGCAAACUCAAAGAUCCAGUCCCUACAAACUCAGGGAUCCAGUCCUUGCAAACUCAGGAUCCAGUCUUUACAAACUCAGGGAAGGGAUCCAGUCCUUGUAAACUCAAGGAUCCAGUCCUUGCAAACUCGGGAUCCAGUCCUUGCAAACUCAGGGAUCCAAUCUCUGCAAACUGAGGGAUCCAGUCCAGCAGGUGGUCUCCUCAGCACAGUCACCACAGACAGCCUGGCUGGGAGCUGAGCACAGGCAUCCAGGGCCGUGUGCUUUCUUUCCUUUUGUGCAGCCGGAGGCAGGGGUUUUAAGUAGCCGCACUUGUCGUGUCUUUUGGUUUUAAAGCCGUGGUGUUUCCUGGGGUCACUGCUGUGGCUUGUGGUGCUGCUUUCCACAUGGGCUUUGUUUUGGGGCCUCAGUACAGGACAUUAUUGGAUCUCCGUUGCAUUUUCUUUGUUCAGGUGAGCUCCUCCUUAGAAUAUUCUGGCGCCCAGAGUCUUGGCGACCACCCCAGCUUUGUGUCUUCCUCAUGCUUGGGAAGCCCCUCUGCGUCCUCAGCCGGCAUUGGGUAACAGGGCUCAUUUGGUCCGAGAAGAGCCCCAACUCAAGACGACCUAACGUCCCAACACUCUUUCCCAAUGCGAGUGCUGAGCAGACAGUAUCUCACUCCCGGAGGGAAGGUCUGGAGUCCCUGCUAACCCAGGCACUCCCUGUAGGUAGGGAGAACCCCUUUUUGGGUCAUGUGAGCAGACAGGAUCGGAAGUCCCAGGUGACUCUCUGGUGUCCUUUGAGAUGCAGCCUUGUCCUCUGUUCCCAUGUUAGUGACAUGCGUGUAAUGUAAUUGCUUCCCAAAGGAUUGUGUGAGCGAAUGCGUUCUUGGCUGAGCCAAUGUUUGAAUAAUGCAAAGGGUAGAAAAAAUUAUUAUCCAUUGUUCAAUUCAGUUGUGAGCUAUUUAUUUUGCUGUGAUGGCCAAGCUUUUCUGUAGGCUCAAUCAUAACUUUCUGGAAUCCCACAAGACCGUGGGCUAUGGAACGAGAAAUGAGGCACACCUAUAGUUCUCCUUCGUAGGAUGUAAGGACAGAGUCGCAGCGAUCCAGCUCCUGUGACAGUCAACGUGAUGUAUUGGUGGAUGCUUCUGGGUGAAACGAUUGUGACUAAUGAGAAAGUACCCCCGCAUUUAUUUUCAGCCAGUAGGUAUGAAGACGGAAGGAACCGAGUCAAGGAAAACAAUGUCGUGUGAGACAAAACUCUUUCCAGAAGGUCUUCAAGACGGAAGUGCCUUGUCUCCCGCGAUGGGGGUGCCCUCUGAGGAAAACCCAACCUCAUUCGUGGGUGAAAAGGGGACACUUAGCAAACAGUGCGAAUUUAUACCAUUUAUAUUUAAAAUUUAGAUUUCAGUAACAUUCCACUUAGAUCUAACGAGAAUACUCCAUUUAUGUUCAAAAUGGUCACAUUUAUUACUUUUUAAAUUUUUUUAACGUUUUAUUUAUUUAUUAUUAAAAAAAUUUUUUUUACAUUUUAUUUAUUUUUGAUACACAGAGAGA